GUUACACUAUAGUUAUGGUUAAAGGAAAAUCGAAGAGUUGCAGGAUGUUGGAAGACCAAAGAUACCUUUUCCUAUAUAAUAGGUAAAACUAUCCCCUCUCUCUGGAGGUUCACCUCUUUCCUUAUAAUUCCGGCAGCAUCUCUCAAUCCAUCAUUGCCACAUACUCCUAGGUAGUAGAGAAAUGAUGCAAAGCUGAUAAACCAGGCAAUACCUUUCUCCACCGAAUCAACCAAAAGAAAAGGGAAAGAAGGCUCGGCAGCAUACUCCUACUUGACUUGACUUGACUUGACUUGACUUGGGGUGAAGUGAAAAGGCCGCCGGAAAGAAAGGCAACAAGAAUAAACCGGAGCGCAAGCCUUUUCUGUUCCUUGCUUGCCGCAGCCAAAGGGAAACUUUUCCACAGAAGCUUCCAUCGCAAAUUCGCAAUACAAUACACACGCACGCUGCUUCUUCUUCUUCUUCUUCUUCUUCUCUCCCUAUCUAUCCCCUAUAAAACCCCAUUCGCUCUUGCCAUCCAUCCCCAUCCAUCCUUCCCUCCCUCCCCUUCCCCUGAGCUGUGCUGUGAGGGUGGGGGGCCGGGGGCAAACCAAACCGUUCAAUCCGUCCGAGUCCAUCCUCUUCUCAGGCCUCGGCUCCUACCAUGGCUUCCAGGUGGGCCCCGCUGCCGGCCGGCCUCCUCCUGCUCCUGCUGCUGGCGGUCCUGCUGCCGGCGCGCGCGGACAGGCCGGCGAGGACCGCCCACGCGGACGACGACCCGGAGGCCUCCUCCGCCGUCUUCCAGCUCUACGGCAACGUCUACCCCCACGGGCUCUACUACGUGGCCAUGAGCAUCGGCAACCCGGCGAAACCAUACUUCCUUGACGUCGACACCGGCAGCGACCUCACCUGGCUGCAGUGCGACGCCCCCUGCGUCAGCUGCUCCAAGGUGCCACACCCGCUCUACAGACCAACAAAGAACAAGUUGGUACCCUGUGUUGAUCAGCUGUGCGCCUCUCUGCACGGUGAGCUGAGUAGAAACCACAAGUGCGACUCACCCAAGCAGCAGUGCGACUAUGAAGUUAAGUAUGCCGACCAGGGUUCAUCACUUGGGGUGCUCGUCAACGACACUUUUGCGGUCCGCCUUGCGAAUGCCUCCGUUGUCCGCCCCAGCCUUGCAUUCGGGUGUGGGUAUGACCAGGAGGUCGGGAGCAGCACCGAGGUGGCGCCCACUGAUGGUGUGCUUGGGCUUGGGAGUGGAUCCAUCAGCCUGCUUUCACAGCUCAAACAGCAUGGGAUCACCAAGAACGUGGUUGGCCACUGCCUCAGCAUGAGAGGAGGGGGAUUCCUCUUCUUUGGGGAUAAUCUCGUGCCUUAUUCACGUGCAACAUGGGUACCAAUGGCUAGGAGUGCAUUCAGGAAUUAUUACUCACCUGGCUCAGCAAGCCUGUAUUUUGGUGUCCGGUCACUUGGCGUGAGACCAAUGGAAGUAGUACUCGACAGCGGAAGCUCAUUCACCUACUUCUCUGCACAACCAUAUCAAAUGCUCGUCACUGCACUUAAGGGUGAUCUAAGCAAGACGCUGAAAGAGGUGUCUGACCCCUCUCUGCCUCUAUGCUGGAAAGGAAAGAAGCCAUUUAAAUCCGUGCUUGAUGUCAAAAAGGAGUUCAAAUCAUUGGUUCUGAACUUUGCGAAUGGCAAGAAAGCGCUCAUGGAGAUCCCUCCUGAGAACUACCUCAUUGUCACCAAAUACGGAAACGCGUGUUUGGGCAUCCUUAAUGGAUCAGAGAUUGGACUCAAGGAUCUGAACAUUGUCGGAGAUAUUACAAUGCAGGAUCAGAUGGUGAUAUAUGACAAUGAGAGAGGGCAGAUUGGAUGGAUCCGAGCACCCUGUGAUAGAAUCCCCAAGUAUUUCUGGAGUUGGCUUUCGGAUCUUCAAGAACUGAAACUUGAGCAACUGAACCUACCCUUGUGCGCUAACUGAAACCUUAGCAACCAACUGAAGAAGUGUGUUGCUGCCACGCUGCAACUCGUUACCUGAUGUUUGAUGGAACCGAGGGAAGAUUGAUGCCAUGGGUUUAGAUCUUGCGAUAGUCAUUCUUUAGUUGUGAUGAUGUUUGUAAGGUGAUGCUGUUAGUCCCAGCCUCCUAGGUAUGUAGUGAAUGCCAGUCAGUUUAUUUCAGUAUAAUCUGUAGAAUUGUUCUUUGUGUGGUAGUCUUUGGCGAUGUUUGUGAUGCUUCCAAUAAAAUCACCUUGUUUCGGAACUGA
Hordeum vulgare subsp. vulgare (domesticated barley) is the source of this 2244-nucleotide messenger RNA. RefSeq names its product aspartic proteinase Asp1-like. The transcript has 9 exons. The record is from RefSeq and is a predicted model, not a curated record. The coding region runs from base 641 to 1960 and encodes 439 amino acids. Gene Ontology annotation, biological process: proteolysis. NCBI's taxonomy places the organism in Eukaryota, Viridiplantae, Streptophyta, Magnoliopsida, Poales, Poaceae. Gene Ontology annotation, molecular function: aspartic-type endopeptidase activity.